AUGUCUGCCUCCAAUGUCGGCAACGCACAAACCUACGAAGCUGGUGACCAGAGAAACCCACCAGACUCUGAGAAGCCAGAGAGACAGACAGAUCCAUACAAUGAGGGCAAGAAGCACUCUCACAAAGACAACGACCCCAAGGACGAGCGCUCAAUAGGCAACCGUCUCGCUGCCGCUAAGCCUCAGAACGAUUCUGGAUCUGGCAAGGGUGAUGCAGAAUCCGAGCUCGCCAAGAAAGAUCCCACUGCUCCAGCCCGGUCACACGGCAACGAGCCUUCGAAAGGUGCCAAGAUCGAUGCUGAGCUGCAGGCUGAGGAAGAGGAGAUUAUCCGAAAGAAGGAUGCUGCCAAGAAGCAAGCUGCUGGCAACAAGAACUAG
This is a messenger RNA of Lithohypha guttulata, 378 nucleotides long. RefSeq lists its product as uncharacterized. The transcript is spliced from 2 exons. Lineage: Eukaryota; Fungi; Ascomycota; Eurotiomycetes; Chaetothyriales; Trichomeriaceae. The record is from RefSeq and is a predicted model, not a curated record. The coding region runs from base 1 to 378 and encodes 125 amino acids.